AUGCGGGGGAUGCCGCAGGAAGCCGUGGUGACGACGGCGACGACGACGACGACCAUGGACGGGGGCAAGGUGGCGGCGCUGCUGGCCAUGGCGGCCGCGCUGCUUCUGCUGCUCCCGCUGGCGCUGCCCCCGCUGCCUCCGCCGCCCACGCAGCUGCUGUUCGUCCCCGUCGUCAUGCUGCUGCUCGUGGCGUCCCUCGCCUUCCGCCCCACCGCAAGCGGCGGCGGUGGCACCAAGCUCGCCGACGCCGACGACGGGUCGUUCGGGACUACUGGGGCAACUGGAUCACCGCACCUAUGCUGA
Molecule: messenger RNA, 303 nt
Organism: Miscanthus lutarioriparius
Lineage: Eukaryota; Viridiplantae; Streptophyta; Magnoliopsida; Poales; Poaceae
Source: the annotation of a GenBank genome assembly